AAAACUAACGCAAAUUUGAUUGGGAAAGCAACGCCCCAUCGUAUCAAAUCUCAGCCCCCUUUUAGAUUUGGGGCUGUUGCACGGGGUUCUCGAGGACCGGGCCGCUUCAAUAAUAAAGCGGCGAUGCUGUGAAGUGGCAAGUACCCCAUUUUGGGUCCGUGGGCAUGCAGCAGCGGCCACCAAAGUGCGACGGGGCGUAGGCCGUCCGUGCCUGGACUCGGACUCCUGUGAUCGAUUUAUUGUCGGGGUCAGAAACUUGAAAUCAUGGAUCUUGCAGAGAUGAUGAAAACCAUGAUGGCCAAGGAAUCUGGUUCUGCCACUGCGGUAAAUUCAGCUGUCGCUGGUCCUGCUGCAGUGGGCAGCCCUACUAUCAUGGCAGGAGCUGUUGGACCUGGCACUGGACCUGCACCCAACAGUCAGUCAAGCACUUCAAGCACACCCUUCGGCACAACCUACAUUACAGAAAAGCUGUACACUGUACUGCAAAUGUAUCUGCAGCAUAAAGGCUGGAACUCAGUGGAGCUCUUGCAAUGCUUUGCUGAGAUGAAAGAAGCUGCUAUGAUUCCCAAUGCAGCAGCAUAUUUGCAGAUGAUGGCAUCAAGGGUAACACUGGACACGCAAGCAAGGCUUGUGCACAGAGAAAAUGGUAAACUUAUUCUGCCAUUUGAGCAUUUUGCCAAUGCUGUCAUGUUAAAGCAUAUAAAUAGACCUCACACCAUGCAUUUGAAUUUGGAAGCAACUGUUAGAGCUGUAAUGGAGUCCUAUACCAUUGGCCGUGACUAUUUUGGCAUGGAGAAAGAAUUCAUUUAUGAAGUGGUGCAGAAUUGCCCUGAAUGUCGCUAUUAUAAAAGCCAGAUGCCAUCAUAUCAUACACUUCCUGAAACCAAUGAUAAGACAUCUAAGGGAAUGAAAGACCUUAUGCCAAAUCCUCAAAGGCAACAUCAAGACUACAAGUCAGCUUCCAGAGGUCAGAUGCCUCAAUCACUUGCUGAUGCAAAUCUUUUGAGAGGUGGAGUUGGGACUCCUGCAUCAUUCUCAAAGCCCCCUUCAGCACCUGAAUAUUCGCAGUCCAUGGACCUUGGAAGUCAAUCCAUGGGAGAUCUUAAAACAGUCAACGCCAUGCUUGAGUUGAGUAGAGCAAAGGCAGCUGCUGCAGCAGCUGCAGCUGCAGCCACCACGCAUCCGAGUCGCAGCAACACUCCAGCACCAACAAGAGCUCAGCUUCUGAAUGCCGCUGUUGCCGCCCAACAGCAGCAACUUUUGGCAGAAAAAGCUGUCCGUAAUCUUCAACAGGAAAAGCAGCAACACCAGCUGCAACAUCUGCAGCAACAGCAACAACAACAGUUACAGUUACAGCAACAGCAACAGUUACACCAGCAGCAGAUUCAACUUCAGCUUCAACAGAUGCAACAGCAGCAAAUUCAACAGCAGCAGCAGCAGCAACAGCAACAAAAGUUGCUUCAACAGCAAAAGUUAUUGGAUCAAUUUCCCACUAUGGUGGACCCAAAAUUAACUGACUUCAUGCGGUCAAGCUUAGACAAUUUAGACAACUUCUCCAGCUCAAAUAAAGACUUACUUGCGUUGCACAAUGGAGCCUGGUCUUCUCAUGAUGAUCAAAGCUCUUACAAAAGAUCUUCAAGCAUGGAAGGCGGACAAGAAAAAAUUGUUCGAGCAUUUGCAGAGGUGAUGAGAAACUUGCACCGCAUGAAAAUGUGUAUUAAACCAUCAAUGUGCAAGCCCUAUGGAAAGCAGUCAGAAAUGCUGCAAAAGACUCUGGAAGACACAUUACUACUAGUUCAGGCGAUGCGAUCUUUCUUGCCUCCUCCUCAGUACUAGUUAUUGUUGAAAGGCGUGGGAAGCUACCAAUACUUUGGCAUGUUGCGCUUCCAAGUGUGUUUCGUGACUCCUCCCCCUCCCCCAAUUAUUUCUUAUCAGAACCAAUUCAUUCAGCUGUAUUACAUUAUUGCACUUUUAUUUGCAAUGUGUUGAAUACUACUGUGUCAACAUUUCCAUAUCUU
This is a messenger RNA of Thrips palmi, 2018 nucleotides long. RefSeq names its product probable serine/threonine-protein kinase samkC. The record is from RefSeq and is a predicted model, not a curated record. Gene Ontology annotation, cellular component: SAGA complex; SLIK (SAGA-like) complex. The transcript is spliced from 9 exons. Gene Ontology annotation, biological process: regulation of transcription by RNA polymerase II. Bases 265 to 1836 code for a protein of 523 amino acids. Gene Ontology annotation, molecular function: structural molecule activity. NCBI's taxonomy places the organism in Eukaryota, Metazoa, Arthropoda, Insecta, Thysanoptera, Thripidae.